This is a messenger RNA of Colletotrichum higginsianum IMI 349063, 807 nucleotides long. RefSeq names its product putative Short-chain dehydrogenase. The transcript is spliced from 2 exons. NCBI's taxonomy places the organism in Eukaryota, Fungi, Ascomycota, Sordariomycetes, Glomerellales, Glomerellaceae. Bases 1 to 807 code for a protein of 268 amino acids. Gene Ontology annotation, molecular function: oxidoreductase activity. The record is from RefSeq and is a predicted model, not a curated record.
AUGUCCUUGCCAUACAAAAAGGUAUUGCUUGUCGGAGCAACUUCUGGAAUCGGAGCAGCAUUGGCCGACAAACUAGUCGAGAACGGCAUAUUCGUCAUUGCGGCCGGGAGACGAAAGGAGAACCUCGACAAGUUCGUUGACAAACACGGCGCAGACAAGGCGGCCGCAGCGGUCGUCGACAUUCUGAAGCUUGAAUCGAUCCCGGGGUUUGCCGCAUCCACUCUCAAAGCUCACCCCGAGAUCGACUGCGUCUUUCUUAAUGCCGGCGUGCAGCGCGGUGUCGACUUCACCAAGGCCGAGAAGGUGGACUUGGACAUAAUCCACGAUGAGCUGUUGGUGAACUACCUCUCGCACGUCCACCUUACCAAGGCCUUCCUCCCCCACCUCUCGAAGCAGGGCAAGCAGACGGCUCUGCUGUACACGACGUCCCAGCUCGGCCUCACGCCGAUGAAGCGCUGCCCCAACUACAGCGGCUCCAAGGCGGCUAUGCACGGCUUCAUCCUCGCGCUCAGGGCCCAGCUGAGGGAUGUAUCCUCGGGUGUCAAUGUCGUCGAGGUCUACCCCCCGGCGGUGCAGACGGAGCUGCACGACGCGAAGCACCAGCCCGAUUUGAAGAACGGACACGCGAUCGGCAUGCCGGUGGGCGAGUUUGUUGACGAUGUCUACCGGAGGUGGGUGGCCGGUGAGGAGCAGAUCCCCGUGGGGACAGCGAAGCCCAUGUUUGAUGCUUUUGAGAACGCGAGACAGGAGUAUUUCGUCUCUUUCAAUGCUGAGAUGGACAGGGUCUUGGUCGAUUUUACGGCAUGA